AUGGUAGACGAGUCGAAGCCGGUUGCCGGUCUCCGGCGAACACAUAGGAAAUCCCGCACCGGCUGCAAGACAUGUAGAAGCCGUCAUAUUCGCUGUGAUGAGAAGACUCCGAUCUGCCGAAAUUGUGAACGGAGCGGGCGGCAAUGUCAAUACGUCACUAAACACAAAGUUGAGAGUGACCAACAAUCCCCCCCGCCCGGUCUAUUGUGGCUGUACCCCCAAUUAGAAACUGCCAGUUUCCAACCUCAGGAGCUAUAUCUCCUUCAAUACCUCGCCACAUUUAGCUCCGAGGUCCAUUUUGUAGACAACAAGUAUUCGUCAUGGAUGCGCAGAAUUCCAUUCUUAAUGGCCGAACAUCGGUUUCUACUCGACUGUGUACUGGGACUUUCUGCUGGCCACCAUGCAGUAUCCAAGCCCCAGCCCGACUCGUCAGCUUUUGAUCGGCUUGCGCUGUAUUACCGCGGACGAGGCUUGAGGGGGCUCCAGGCUGCCCUCAACAACUUUUCCGAGAGUAAUGCUGAUGGUGCACUUGCCGCAUCGAUUAUUUUAACCUGGUAUCUAUGUGGCUGGCAGGAAUGGGCAUCCUUAACCCAUGGAAUCGGCGUUAUCCAGACAACCAUGCGCCCCUAUAAAGAAAACUCCUGUUUUGUCAAUCUUAUCGAAGCACGGGAUGUCGUCCCUGAAGCACUUCAGCCAUUGCCACCAACGUCUACCGAGUCAGAAGAACCAGCAGAAGAACACGUGGAUGCUCUGAAAGAAUUGAUUGUCCGAUUACACGAUGUCAAGCGUUACAUCGAGGGGCAUGAAGAGGAGCAGAAGCUGUUGGACCAAAUUAUAGGCUUUGCAAUGAUGAUCGAGAGCAAACUCCCAAUGACGAGUACCCACGAACAAUUUGAGUCUUCAAAGAUGUUACGCAUGGCUAUCAUCACUGUCCCGCCCAAACUACUUCAGCGUGUCCGCAGGGAUCCCGCAACCAUUAUAGUAGCAGCAUACUUUUUUGCGGCAACCCUUGCCGUGCAGCCUCUCUUCCCUGCUAUGGGCGCCAUGUUCUUCGGUUUUAUGGCCCUCCAGCCUCUCAGCGAACUUGCAAGGUACCUAGAGGAACAGCGUUGCGACCCGGUUGCAGCAACUAAGUACGACUGGGACGAGGCCGCAUCUUUGAUGACUUAUGCAAUGGAAACUGUGCGGCGGUUCCGAGCACGACUGGGGUGGCCAACUCCUCCUCAGCCGCUUGUGCCUGCCAUCUAUGGCUAA
Messenger RNA from Venustampulla echinocandica, 1254 nucleotides. RefSeq lists its product as uncharacterized. Gene Ontology annotation, molecular function: DNA-binding transcription factor activity, RNA polymerase II-specific; zinc ion binding. The transcript is spliced from 6 exons. The record is from RefSeq and is a predicted model, not a curated record. The coding region runs from base 1 to 1254 and encodes 417 amino acids. Gene Ontology annotation, biological process: regulation of transcription by RNA polymerase II. NCBI's taxonomy places the organism in Eukaryota, Fungi, Ascomycota, Leotiomycetes, Helotiales, Pleuroascaceae.